CGGGGGGCAGAGGGCUCGGGCCCGGUCCCCCGAGCAGCCGGACAUGGAUUCUCAAACAACCUCUCCUGUCUCAAAACCUCACCCACCAGUGGUGGGUAAAGUGACUCAUCACAGCAUUGAAUUAUACUGGGAUCUGGACAAGAAAAUCCAAAGAAAAGGACCUCAGGAACAGUGGUUAAGGUUUUCAAUUGAAGAGGAAGACCCCAAAAUGCACACUUAUGGUAUCAUUUAUACGGGGUAUUCAACGAAGCAUGUUGUAGAAGGUCUGGAGCCUAGAACAUUGUAUAAAUUUCGAUUAAAGGUCACCAACCCCUCUGGAGAAUGUCACUAUAGCCCAGUUGUCUCAGUGUCCACAACCAGGGAGCCCAUAAGUAGUGAGCAUUUCCAUCGAGCUGUAAAUGUGAAUGAUGAAGACCUACUUGUCCAGAUACUUCAAGGAGGCCAUGUUAAGGUUGAUGUUCCAAAUAAGCUUGGCUUUACUGCCCUGAUGGUGGCUGCCCAGAAAGGCUACAUACAACUAGUGAAGAUCCUGAUCGGUAACGGGACGGAUGUGAACCUGAAGAACGGAAGUGGGAAGGACAGUCUGAUGCUUGCCUGUUAUGCUGGACACCUGGAUGUGGUCAAAUGCCUCAGAGCACAUGGAGCCUCUUGGGAGGCCCGAGACCUGGGAGGCUGCACAGCCUUGCACUGGGCUGCUGAUGGAGGCCACUCUAACAUCAUUGAAUGGAUGAUUAAGGAUGGUUGCAAGAUAGAUGUUUUAGACACUGGCUCGGGCUGGACACCGCUGAUGAGAGUGUCUGCAGUAUCAGGAAACAAAGAGGUGGCUUCCCUUUUAAUUGAAGCUGGAGCAGACGUGAAUGUGAAAGAUAAGGACGGGAAGACACCCUUAAUGGUGGCUGUAUUAAAUAAUCAUGAAGAAUUGGUUCAAUUACUUCUAGAAAAAGGAGCCGAUCCAAGUGUUACAAAUGAGUUUGGCAAAGGUGUCCUGGAGAUGGCCCGUGUGUUUGACAGACAGAAUGUGAUUGCCUUGUUAGAAGACCGGAAGAUGAGUCCCAGUCUGAAGAAGACCUCUUUCUUGAGCUAAGCUGAGAGCUGCUUUUCUCGAGACGUGCACGUGAAGGCCAUGGAACCAUGGACACAGGGCUUUAGACAAGUCCUUUGUCUGGGAAGGAAGGUUGUGAUACCAAUUGCUUAUUUAGUUGUUGAUUCUUGGUGACUUUUUGGAACAUGCAACUGUUCCCAUGUUCAAAUACAUCUUUUUACCUACACACGCACAUGUGUGUGUUUGUGUGCAUGUGUGUGUACAUGUAUGUACCGCCAUCUUUGUACAGUCAACUGCUGGGAUGUUUUCUUGCCUUUGUCCUUUUGGAGAUAGAUGUGAAACCAGAUGGUUAGGCCCUAGGCACAGGCACACACACAUUCAUUUGUUCCUCAUGGUGUCCCCUGGGCCACUCGAGGAGCCCCUGAAAUUCUCUCCUUCAUGGUUUUUUCAAUUUCGAUGCUCCCCCAGCCUCCUGACUUCCCUGUCCAGUGAUAAGUACUGCCCUCAGUGCUCACUCGAGGGGCUGGCCCAUUCCUUGUGUUGAAGCAGGGCCUUCCAUGAAAAGGUUUUUUCUUUGCAGUUCCUGCCUUCACAAGUGCUGCUGGUCCUCUCUGGCAGUGGGCAGGGAGGAGAGAAUGCCACCCAACACUGUACCUACGUGGAUUUGCGUUUGCCUCUCUGUUGUCAUAGUCGGGUGGGCAGGCACAGGUGGGAUGGGAGGUGGCCUGGGUCAGUGGGAAUCAUUCAAAAUUCCCAUAGCUCAUUUCAGGGCAGAGGUGAAAGGAAAUGCUUCGUGGAAUGAAGACCAGGACCCAGCCCAAGAAGCCGAAUGCCAGAGUCCUUAAGCGAGCCAUGUUUUAGAAUCCAUGCAACGUGUGUCUAGCCGGCAAUGUGCUCUGCAGCUGGAGAGAAGCUGAGGAACUUGAUCAGCCCCAGAGGCUGGCAGUCAGCAGGGUGGAUUUUCUCAGCAGGGCAAAGAUCAGUGAAAAGGUGAUGAAUGUGAGCUAAGGGCAGGGCAGGGCAGAGAAGAGUGCCGGUCAGCAUUACUGAGUUUGGGAAACCUCCAUUUGAUUUUGUAUCACAUUUUGGACAGCUGCCUUUGGAGCCAGACUUGCAAGUCCCAGACAGAGACCAUUCCCCUGCGACCUUGUUAUAGUUAUUAGCAUUUUCUACACCCUUUUAUAAAGA
Messenger RNA from Vombatus ursinus (common wombat), 2230 nucleotides. It is a transcript of the gene FANK1, whose product is annotated as fibronectin type III and ankyrin repeat domains 1. Gene Ontology annotation, cellular component: nucleus. NCBI's taxonomy places the organism in Eukaryota, Metazoa, Chordata, Mammalia, Diprotodontia, Vombatidae. Gene Ontology annotation, molecular function: protein binding. The record is from RefSeq and is a predicted model, not a curated record. The transcript is spliced from 11 exons. Gene Ontology annotation, biological process: regulation of apoptotic process. The coding region runs from base 44 to 1084 and encodes 346 amino acids.